Molecule: messenger RNA, 381 nt
Organism: Vicia faba (fava bean)
Lineage: Eukaryota; Viridiplantae; Streptophyta; Magnoliopsida; Fabales; Fabaceae
Source: the annotation of a GenBank genome assembly
AUGCGGUUACUACACUCUGAUUUAUCUGAUUCUCGUUCGCCCACUUUACUUCUUCCUUCUUUGGCGCUGCUGGAGAUGCCCCACAAGGCCUUCUUUCUCAAGAUUUCACGCGGUGAACAAAAGGAAGCAACGCCGCUACAAGCAAUAGAAAGCAACAAGUCCCCAGGAGCUGGUUCCUUGAAAACUCUUCCCUUGACUUCUAUACGAACUGGUCAAGAUUUCACUUCUUUUUCUUCGCCUCUAUCAAUUCCUUCGUCGAGAAAGAAAGCAAUAAACGCUCGGGUGGAGGAGGAAUUUUGUACCAAAAGCAAGCCGGUUCAGCCCCCCCUACUAAGCAUACGUUUAUUACCAGAUCCGAUAACAGCGAUUCUCCGUCUCUGA